AUGUGUGGAUCGUUCCUUCAUCCUUUGACGUGCGGUUUUGCGCGAGGAGUUGCUUGGCAAGUGUCAGCGCAAGUAGACGCAGAUGAAAAUCUAAAGUGCGAAGAGAACGAGACGCGAAAGAAUUAUCGUGUGCGCUUGCUGCGAGAGAGAUAUGAUCGCUUUACUGUCAUAUUCCAAUGUUACAAGGAGAAUUUUACCGUUGACUUCAAGCGCUUUCAGUCAAUUUUUCCACCACUUCGCGAGAAAUUUAGUCGAUGGAAUCAUAGGAAAAUCGCAGAACGCAAUCAAUACACGACGAUGUUCAACAUCGAAGCUUGGAAUAAACUUUCCCCGGCGAUGCAAGCUAAACAUACAUUCCAAAAUUGUAAGCAAUGUCAGCUGAAAUACAAUCACAUACAAGUUUUAUUUCCUACCAAAUGCAAGAGGUUCACCGGCUUAAUGAAGGAGAAUAAUCCCAAAGUCGCGAACAAAGCCAUUAAAGUCCAACUGCCAAGUCAACCAGGGAGUACCACUCUCCGUGAAGCAGGUGAGACUGCAAAGUCCUUGUACGACCAGCUGAACCCCAUGUUUGAAAAGAUCACUGGACAUUCCCUUGUUAAAGCAUUGACCAAAGUAAAAGAUCUCAAUAUUGAGGAGAAGAAGUCUAAAGCUGAAAAAAAACGAACAGUAAGAAAUAAUUAUAGAAAAUUCAAGGAAGCAGUAGAAACAGAAUGGGAAAAUACAUCUUUUAUCAGGUAAAUGUGUGCAGGGCCGUACGCAGGAUUUUUUCACCAGGGGGGGGGGGGGCAGUAAGGCCUAAACGCCAAAAAAAGUCCAAAAUAUCCAAAGAAUAAUUAAUAAUGACAUUAUAAAUAUCGAAAAUAUAGUUUUUCUGGAGGGGGCAGUUGCCCCCCCUGCCCUCCUCCCCGGCGGUGUAUGGCCCUGAAUGUGUGGGUUAAUUUGGUCAUUAAAUAUUUGGGACAUGUAAUAUUGUAGGUUGAUAAGCCCCAAUGGACUGACAGCUACAUAGCCUGUAUACAGAAAUUAAUUAUUGGAAAAAUCUCAUUUCUCAAACUUAAGAUGAAUCACUGGGGUCACAGAGCCUCUCAUUAACCAUAACCUAUUAAGGCACAAUGCACCCUGGUACUCAACUUUGUUAUUUUAUUCUGUAUAUAAUGAUGUAUAGUGGAGUUUAUUUGACAAUUAGGGUCUCCUCUUGCACCUUAAUGGGUUAAUACAUUUGCCUGCAAUGAUAUGGACACAUCUAAUUAAUCAUAUAAAUAUAAUAUAGGACAAACUGCCUCAUUAUCAUUAAAAAACAACAUAUAAAACGAAAAAUAUUUCUAUUUUAUAGAUGCUUUGGAAAUAGGCAAUCACUAUCUGGGCGGCAAAGGGAAAGGUUGGCAAUGGCUUUUGAGAGCAAGGAAGAGGCUACUGAGCGAAGUAAUUUGGAGAAAUUCCAAGAAAAGAAGAAAAAAAGUCCAGUUGGCAAGUUUGAUAAGAUGGAAUGGGACCAGGAGGCAAUGAAAGCUGAAGUUAUGGGCUAUGGUGAUGGGACAUUGGUAAAUUGGUCAGAAUUAGGACGGCGGUAUGGAAUUAAAAACAUCAAUGGAAACUUGGCACAAAAUGGUGGUCAAAUUGCUUUUGAAUGGCUGAAAUCAGAAGGAGUUGAUGUGGAGAGAUUUAAAAAAAGGCAAGCAGGAAAUGAUGCUGGAAAUAUCAGAAAAAGAUUAAAACGGUGUGCAGGUGGUGAAAUCACAGUGCCAUGUCCUGAAACUAACAAAAGUGUACAAGACAAAUUGAAGCAAAAGGUUUUGUCUGGUGAUAUUAAUGUUGGAGAAUUAAUUGUGCCAAGAAAGGUAAUUAUUAUUAAAUUUAUUUUAUUAAGUUUCACUGGUGAAAUGGAACAAUUUGCUUAAUUUGCAGUAAUUGAUAACUGCAUUCAGUGUUCCCAUUUUAAUAUUAAGUUAAACUAAAUAAAUAUUAUAUAUUAAAUAUUAUAAGAACUGAUCAUCGGUGUGGGCACUACAAUUAUUAAAGUUAAUUACUGUAAAGUCUCGAAAGUAAGCACCCCCUCGAAAGUAAGCGCCUUUUUCAACACUUCCUAGAGAAUCUGGAAAGUAAGCGCCCCCUCGAAAGUAAGCGCCCCUUCAAAAGUAAGCGCCCCCACCCACCCCCGAAAAAAGUUUUGUAAAGUUGUAAAACAUAGGGUAUAUAUUAUAAAAGAAACUCUCUAAACCAUAUGUACAGUAUACCAUAUAUACUCUAGCUGUAGCAUGGAUUUAAAAAUGGCCGAUAUGCUGAAAAUAACAACUCGAAAGUAGGCGCCCUUAGAAAGUAAGCGCCCCCUCAAAAGUAAGCGCCCCUUGAGGCCACUAAUUUCGAAAGUAAGCAGGGCGCUUACUUUCGAGACUUUACGGUAUAUAAUAAAUUAUUCCAGCAAGUUAAUAAUAAUAAUUAAAUUAUUUCUUUUCUAGUACGAGAAGCUAGUGCUCAAUGAUGAUGGUUCUGUCAAUAGGUCUGAAUUUUAUGUGGAAGGACGCAAAUGCCCCCUCAUUGAAAUUCGAAAGAGAAAGCUGUCAGAACUGGAAAGAUUCAUGAGAUUGAAUGCUGAGAAGGAUGUAGCCAGUAUGAGUGAGGAAGAAUGUUCUAAGAGAUUGACAAUGCUAAAUGAAGCAAAGGAUGGAGAGUGUGAAACCGAAAUGAAAGGACGGCUGCAGGAAAUGGAAAGAACACGGCACUUGAUGGUAUGGCAUGACCUCUCUACUGUGGCUAACCAUUCACACCUUGUGUUUAUGGCAACUUGUCUUUAUGAUCCAGCAACAUUUUACACCAGCAGUGAAUAUGAAGCUAUGACAGGAAGAAAGGUCAACAUUCAAUCUCUAGUUGAAUCCCCCAGCUUAUACAUAGUAGCAAGAUCCUCAUCCUCUGAUGCAGACCAGUUGUGCUAUGUUGAUACCAGACUGGAAUGUUUGGAGGAACUUUCUUCUGAAGUUAUAGCAACUGCUUCCGGUGAACCGCUCAUAGACAAGAUGAGGUUCUUCCAUGGCGACAGCCCUUCACGUCAAUAUGAAGCUGGUCAGCAAAAAGGAGGAAAUUACUACUGUGCUCUGUGUGGUGCAAGUGCUCACCGUGUGUAUGAGCUAGAUUAUGUGUUUCGUUGCCCACAUAUGUCUCUGGGUGAUCGACAGCAGUUGGUAUUAAAAGGCCCAUGUGGUAAGGUAAAUUCCUUAGCAAAAUCAAACAAACCCUUUCACGGACUGACAAAACCCAACUUAGUCAAGGAGUUAAACGCAAGAUCAAUCUUUGAUGGUGAUAAGAAGAAAGAGUUGGAAGAUCUACUGAAGGAGGAGUUGCAUGGAGUUCAGCGAGUGCCAGCAUUACUUUUCACCCGUCCCGACAAAACCUUAGAAUCGAUUAACUGUGCUAGUUAUGAAAUUCUAGGUUUUGAACCCCUUCAUGACAUUGGAAAGCACAUCGAAAAUUUAUUAACCGAGCUUCCUGACCACCUACCAACAAACGAAGCUUCUAAACUGAAGGCUGUUCUAGAAUUAUCCAUUGGGGGUAAAGAAACAAAGCGGACCAUUGAUUAUCGAUGCGCUUUGAUCAUGGUUUCAAAUCAGAUUCGAGGCAUCGUUAAUCCAAUGGUCCAGUUGUUACUUGACACCCUUGUGGAAAUUCAAGAGAUAGCCUACAGUUCAGAAGCACAAAGAACCCCACGAUCAGUCCUGAGACUUCAUAACCUUACCUGGUACCAUGGCAUGCUGUGUAGGUCUGUUAUUGGAUUUUCCUUGAAGCAACUGACCACCCGGAAGUUUUAUGGAAAUUACUUUCACAACAUAACAGCACAUGCACCCAUUCAGAACAGAUUGAUCAGUGGCAUAUCAACAAACACCGAGGAGCAAGAAAGAGUUUUCAACAGUAUCAACAGCAUCACAAGAACAACAUCAUCCUACCAUCCACACCAUAUCAUUGGCAAUGUGUUCAUCCGACUCCAGGCUGAGAAAGAUCUUAAGUCCCUACAACCUUCCAUCUCUGACACACAAGAAGCUCAUGUUACCAAACUUGCAUCCUCUCUACCAACUUUUGAAAAUACUGUUAUUCCAAAACAGAUGCUAACAAGGAAUCCCAGAUUUUGGCAAGCUCAUCUUGAAAGAAUUUGUGAUUUCUUAUUAGCAGGCGAUGGAAUUUGGUGGAGAACUUGCACAAAUGGUGAUAUUGAGUUUUUUGAUGCAAAGGGAAAUCCUGAUGCUGUUCCUCAAGGACCAACCCUGCACCAUUUCCGCUCGAGCAACUUCAAAGCAGAGGAGAAUUACUUGAAAACCUGUUGGCAAAUGUGUUUGGAAAGAAAAAUACCAAUGCCAAUCAAAGUGCUUCAAAUUGAAAAUGCUGAGGGCAAUAUGGUGUUAAAGGAAGCAGAGAUAGCAAAUGAUUUAGAGGGAGUUGGACUUGAAGGUCAUUCCCGUACGAAAAGUUACAGCCUGACUGAGCGAGAUUCUGGCCAGUAUCUGGCCAUAAACCAAUUAAAGCAGCGGUAA
Molecule: messenger RNA, 4517 nt
Organism: Paramuricea clavata
Lineage: Eukaryota; Metazoa; Cnidaria; Anthozoa; Malacalcyonacea; Plexauridae
Source: the annotation of a GenBank genome assembly